This is a messenger RNA of Encephalitozoon romaleae SJ-2008, 723 nucleotides long. RefSeq lists its product as hypothetical. Lineage: Eukaryota; Fungi; Microsporidia; Unikaryonidae. The transcript has a single exon. The record is from RefSeq and is a predicted model, not a curated record. Bases 1 to 723 code for a protein of 240 amino acids.
AUGGACAUAAAAGAAUUAAUAGUGAGAGUACUUGAAAACAGGGACAUAGGGAUGAUUAACUGGGAGGUAUACAUAGAGGGAGACAGGGUGGAUCUCCAUGAGUUAUCAACAGCUGAUAUUCUGAAAUAUACCUUUCCAUAUAUUAAAGGUGUUGUAAACGACAAGGCAGGAAAUAAGUACGAUGGUUUGAAGCUCUUCAAGGAAUACUGCGAGGAUUGUGAAUACUUGAAUCUUGUUGGAGAAGAGACGGUGGCAUUGUGCAGAGGAGGCGGGAGAGAUAACAAGAUAAAGCUGUGGCGAAAGACCAAGGAGUUUAGGUAUGAUUUUAUAGAUUGGGAAGAUAGGGAGUGGGUUAUGAAGUUGAUUGAAUACUUCUACAUCAUGUCGAUGAAGAAUAUUGAGCAUCUCAACAGAGAGAUCAUGCUGCUUCAGAACAAGAGUGACAAAAAUCCCAGGGGAAAUGAAGGGAUGGAAUGCAUAAGAGUGGAUUCCAGAGGGAGGGUCGAAAAUGUUCUGGUUGGGAGAAACGAUCCUACUAUGACACUUGACGAGUUUGCUGAAAAGAUAAUGGCGGAAAUGGAUAAAGACUCUUCUCUCCCUCCUCAGGACGAGACUUCAAGCACUUCAAGUGAUGAUGAUCCCUCAAGAGAAAAGCUUUUGAAGAGGGACGACGAAAGGGAUGAGAGAGAAAUAAGCAGAGGGAACACUACAAGAAUGGGCUAG